GAACAGAGGAAGUGGUCUUUGGGCAGGUUGGAGGAAGCGUCCGCCUUUUAUGCCGAAAUGUCUCCAAAGAAGCAACAGAGGUGGUCUGGUUUCAAGGGGAUCCGCACUAUUUCCCUCCACUCUUCUCCUCAACGGUGACCUUCCCCCCAGACGUCCGUUUCUCCCUGGUUGACAACAGCUCUCUGCGCAUCACAGAACUGCGUGUGCAGGACGAAGGCAACUACACUUGCAAAGAAGUGCUGAACAAGACAGACCAUGAGCACAGGGUCCAGCUCCUGGUAGCCAAUCCACCACACUCAACCCCAAAGUGCUGGGCUGAGACUUCCUCAUCGGGGCUGAUGCUGCAGCUGUUUUGCAGCUGGCCUGGGGGGUAUCCCCACCCCACCCUGCACUGGAGAGAAGAGGGGCAUGAUCUGGAGAACUCAAGCUGGGUUAUCAGCUCCACAAGUUCCUCGGACACCCACGUGGAAACGCUGAACAGCUCCCACCUCUCCCACCGCAAAGUGUUCAAGUGUGUCGGGAGCCAUGUUGUCAAGCAGGAGGAGCCUGCGUGCACUGUGGAGAUAAAAAUCCCUUCACUGGAAUCAGAACCCCCAAAGACCUGCUUUGUGGGUGACAAUGUGACCCUCACAUGCCGUGUGACUGAGAGCACCCCGGCAGCGAGGCUCACCUGGCUGCGGGGCAUCACCCAGCCAGAGGUGGAGAUCCAACCCGGAGGGAGGUACCUCAUCGCCCAGGAGGGCAAUGUGUCCCGGCUCACCAUCCAGAACUGCUCCCAGGGCACCGACGGGGGCUGUUAUGUCUGCAAGGCUCAGAACCCCGUGGGGCUGAGGGAGUUGUUCAUCUGCCUGACAGUGAAGCAGCCGGUGAACAUCGUUGGGGUCGUGGGUGCAGUGGUGGUCCUGUCCCUGCUGGCUAUUCUCACCGUCACCGGGGUUGUCUUGUACUACAAUCCCCUCCUGUGCCUGAGAGGUGCUGCAUUCAGCUGUGGCGCUGCGGCAUGGGAAGACUCUUUUCUGAGUGCCUUCGUUUCCCCAUCUGUACAGGAGGGGAGAGUAACUCCACUCCAGAGGGGCUCGUGCAGUUUAGUACAUGAAUAUUCGUGAAGUGGUUGGAGGACUUUGGAAGACGAAUGGGAAGCAGUGCAGAAUGCCGUUGGUGGUGGUGGUGCUGCCAGCAGGGUCUGAAACCAGCUGUUCUUUGAACACGG
This is a messenger RNA of Pelecanus crispus (Dalmatian pelican), 1210 nucleotides long. Lineage: Eukaryota; Metazoa; Chordata; Aves; Pelecaniformes; Pelecanidae. The record is from RefSeq and is a predicted model, not a curated record.